Messenger RNA from Triticum aestivum (bread wheat), 2724 nucleotides. RefSeq names its product proline-rich receptor-like protein kinase PERK8. Lineage: Eukaryota; Viridiplantae; Streptophyta; Magnoliopsida; Poales; Poaceae. Gene Ontology annotation, molecular function: protein kinase activity; ATP binding. The record is from RefSeq and is a predicted model, not a curated record. Gene Ontology annotation, biological process: protein phosphorylation.
CCGGCAUAAAAAGUUAGAUCUUUAGGAAAUCCGAAGCGAAAAUGCGGGCGAACAACCACAUCCACAGCCAGAUCCGCUGCAUCAAGAAGUCCAUGUUCGUCGAAGCAGAGAGGAGCUAACCCUAAAGAGAUCACCGCUCUCAACAAAACAAGAACAGCAGCCGGGCAGUAGUAGGCAGCUGCAUUUACUCCAUCCUACUGCCUACGCUGCCGGAAAGCAUCACAACUGAUCCACGGAUCAGGACGUGGAUGACGGCUCUGACCCGGACUCCCGACGGCGUGAUCCUGGCCCUCUCUCUCUGUGAAUAAAGAGAGGAGUGUAGGCAGGGGAAAGAAAGAGAGGAGUGUGUCUGUAAAUAAUAAAGCAGCAGCGGCGGCAAAAGAAGGGAAUGGGAUUGGAUUCAUCUUCCUCCCUCUCUCUUUCUCUCUCUCUCUCCCUCUGAUUCCAUGGCGCACUGAAAAGGAUUGGGUGCUGCCCGCCGGAUCUAUCCCCCCGCUUCCCUCUUCCUCAUCUUCUUCUUCCCAACCUCAGAGCAGCAGCACUCCCUCACCUCCGAUUUCAGAGAACCUACCCACCUUCCUUCCAUCCUUCCGUGUCAAAUCCCCCAACCUAGAUAGAUAGACAUACACACAGACAGACAGACAGAUGGCGGCCUCCGCGCCCGCGCCGGCCACCUCCAGGCGCCCCAAUGCCACUCCCGCAGCAGACGCCGCCGCGCCCUCCACCUCCACCUCCACGACAUCCCCUCCUCCUUCCUCCCCGCCGUCCGCUCCACCUCCAAAGCUCGCCGCCUCGCCGCCUGCCGCGCUCCCACCUCCAAAGCCCGCGCCUUCCACUUCCACGCCGCCUCCAACCACCACAAGCCCACCUUCCCCGCCUCCCAAGCCAACCACGGCUCCUGCGCCAAGACCCACGCCGGCCGCUCCAGCUCCAAGAACCGAGCCGACCUCCCCCUCCCCCACUGCCUCGCCCCCCGCCCACGCCCCGCCGCACGCCAAGCCAUCGCCCCCUCCCUCGGCCGGCCACCGCCCGCAGCUGCCGACGCCGGCCACGGCCGUCGACCCGGCCAACCAGCACGGCAGGAGCCCCAACAAGUCCUCCACGCAGUCCGCCGGGGAGCGGGGCAAGGCCUCCGCCACGCCGAGCAACAACGGGGGGGCCAGCAACAGCGUCGUCAUCGCCGUCGGCGCCGUGCUCGCCUUCCUGGUGGUCACCCUCAUAGCGGCCGCCGUUCUCUACACCAAGAAGCGCCGGAGGGGGAGGGACGACUACCGCCCCGGGUUCAGGUCGCCGCCGUACUCUUCUUCAGAGCUACCACCCUCAGGUUCAGUUCCUUCGGGCGGCGGCUCGGCGAACGCGGCAAUGUUGUCGUCGGCCGACCCCUCCGUCCACACCAACUACAGCGCCGGGAGCCCGAGACUGAAAGCGUGCCUGUCCGACAUGAGCGUGGGCAACUCGCGCUUCUUCACGUACCAAGAAAUGUACCAGAUCACCGACGGCUUCUCGCCGCGCAAUUUGCUCGGCCAAGGAGGGUUCGGGUCGGUGUACAAGGGCCGGCUGCCCGAAGGGAAAGACGUGGCUGUCAAGCAGCUGAGGGAUGGCAGUGGGCAAGGGGAGCGCGAGUUCCAAGCCGAGGUGGAGAUAAUCAGUCGGGUGCAUCACCGGCAUUUGGUGUCUCUCGUGGGGUACUGCAUUGACAAUAGCCAAAGGCUGCUCGUCUACGAUUUCGUGUCGAAUGACACCCUGCAUUAUCAUCUCCACGGACAGGGAAGGCCUGUUUUAGAGUGGUCGGCUAGGGUUAAAAUUGCUGCCGGUGCUGCUCGUGGAAUAGCAUACCUGCAUGAAGAUUGCCAUCCAAGGAUAAUCCACCGAGACAUCAAAUCCUCAAACAUUUUGUUGGAUAAUAACUUUGACGCACUGGUGGCCGAUUUUGGUCUUGCAAGACUGGCUUUGGAUGCUGUAACACAUGUAACUACACGGGUUAUGGGGACAUUUGGAUACAUGGCUCCAGAGUAUGCAUCGAGUGGCAAAUUGACUGAGAAAUCUGAUGUGUUCUCUUUUGGUGUUGUACUUUUAGAGCUUAUGACUGGUCGAAAGCCUGUUGAUUCAUCCAGACCAUUGGGUGAUGAGAGCCUUGUUGAGUGGGCUAGACCAUUGCUUAGUCGAGCUCUUGAGACGGGAAAGCUGGAAGGGUUAGUCGACCCCAGGCUUGAGAGGAAUUUCAAUGAGGUCGAAAUGUUCCGUAUGAUUGAGUCUGCAGCAGCCUGCAUUCGACACUCGUCAUCAAAGAGGCCCAGAAUGAGCCAGGUGGUGCGGGUCCUCGAUAGCUUAGCGGAUAUUGACCUAACAAACGGUGUCCAGCCAGGGCAAAGCGAGCUCUUCAACGUGGCAAACACCGCGGAUAUCAGGAUGUUCCAGCAGAUGGUGCAGGGCAACCAGGACGACAGUUCCGCCUUCAGCCAAUAUAGCUGGAUCAGUCGCAGUAGGGCCGACGCCGAAGCGACCUCCUCAAACUCCCGGAUCUUGUGAUCAUCUUUGUUUCUGUGCUCCACGUGUACGUAGCCAUUCUUCUCGACCCACUGAUUCGGCCGGGCUGUGUCGACCAUCGAAAAAAGUCUGGUGUAAUUCUUGCCUUGUUACGAUGAUUGCUCGUGUGUAGAUCACACGAGGAAGAUGUACUCUUGUUUGACAAAUUAUUAAGCUAGCUGUUGUUGUGGUUGUUGA